This is a messenger RNA of Chondrus crispus (carragheen), 738 nucleotides long. RefSeq lists its product as hypothetical. The transcript has 2 exons. NCBI's taxonomy places the organism in Eukaryota, Rhodophyta, Florideophyceae, Gigartinales, Gigartinaceae. The coding region runs from base 1 to 366 and encodes 121 amino acids. The record is from RefSeq and is a predicted model, not a curated record.
AUGUUUGAUAUCUCCACGGGUGUAGCGCAGCAGAUUUGGCUCAUGGGCAUUGUUAGCUGUGUCGCCAUUGUCGCGGCCGGGUAUUUACAAUUGCAUCAGAUGCACGGAGAGCUCAAGCUCCAUAGCGAAAAGAUGCUGGCGGAUGGCAGCCCGGCCAAGUCUCGUGGUUGGAGAAAGCCGGCACCGAGACGAAGUGGCGUGCAAAUGCGAAGAUCGCUAGGGUCUCUGGGGAGCUUUGGACGCCUCGCCAGUUUUGCAGAAGGUAAAGGUCAAGUUUUGCCGAGCCACACGAGCCUGUCGCAAGGGCUUAGUGUGAACAAAGUCAAAACCGAAAAAGCCGUACCACGAAGUCGUCCGCCUACCUGAUAUCGUGCACAGGACUAAUCCCUCUGCAGUGUUUAUAACAUCUCCGAGAAGGUCCUGAGGAGAUCCCCGGCCGUUCUUGAUGACUUUGAUCGGCACGGUCAAAUCGUUUGAGAGAUUGCUUGUCUGCUUAUGAAGACAAAGAAUACAGUAUUUGUGCCAGCAGAUGGGUAUUCGCUUCACUAGUUGAAGACUGGCAAUUGUAUUAUAUCUAUUAGAGCUACGAAAAAAAAAGCUCUUCGCCAAGUGCUCCAAACUCCUUCCGACGGCUGAGAGUAGAGCUCAAUGCCGAAGAGGGUGUAAAGGUUGUAUGGCUGCUACCGAGAGAUAUUUACCGGGCAGCCUUCUGUUAGCGCACUAGUUUGCGCUUCCUCA